Molecule: messenger RNA, 486 nt
Organism: Schistocerca piceifrons (Central American locust)
Lineage: Eukaryota; Metazoa; Arthropoda; Insecta; Orthoptera; Acrididae
Product: solute carrier family 2, facilitated glucose transporter member 8-like
Exons: 2
Coding region: 1-486 (161 amino acids)
Biological process (GO): transmembrane transport
Cellular component (GO): membrane
Molecular function (GO): transmembrane transporter activity
Source: RefSeq, a predicted model, not a curated record
AUGGAGGGCUCCAGGCGGCCCUCAACAACAGUAAACGACACGCAUAUUGCCAUGACUCAGCAUGAUGCAGGAUGCUCCCAGUUCCUCACACCAACAGUUCCCCUUCACAAACACAAUGCUUCCAGCCAUAUGCACUCGUUUCAGGUCUCCUUCACGUUCGGCGCAGGUUCAGUCCUCUACCCGAUAAUAGGCGAGAUAUACCACGUCUCUGUGAAGGGCGCCGCCACGUCCAUCAACACGACGGUGAUAGCACUGUACGGCUUCUUCCUGAAGAAGAUGUUCCAGGUGGUGUCGGACAGCGUGGGCGCCUACUGGUCCUUCUGGGCCUUCUCCGUGCUGUGUGUGUGCGGCGCUGUGUACACCUACUUCCUGCUGCCCGAGACCAAGGGCAAGACGUUCGCGCAGAUAAAUCAGGAGAUGGACGCUCGAUUCGGCGGAAGUAGUCGACAACUUACUGCCGAUCUCCGGAAUGAGGAACCAAAGUGA